Molecule: messenger RNA, 4069 nt
Organism: Pieris brassicae (large cabbage white)
Lineage: Eukaryota; Metazoa; Arthropoda; Insecta; Lepidoptera; Pieridae
Gene: garnet
Product: AP-3 complex subunit delta
Exons: 19
Coding region: 107-2896 (929 amino acids)
Biological process (GO): synaptic vesicle membrane organization; Golgi to vacuole transport; protein targeting to vacuole
Cellular component (GO): terminal bouton; membrane coat; presynaptic endosome
Source: RefSeq, a predicted model, not a curated record
AAUUCAUGAUAGCGGAUUUAUUCGUUUUCUCAAUUCGAUUUCGUUUUUAUUAAAUUUCUUAAAUAAUUAAUAUAAAAGUGAUGCAUAUUAUAGAAAAACAAACAAUAUGGCUUUAAAAAAGGUUAAAGGUAACUUUGAGAGGAUGUUUGAUAAAAAUCUCACGGAUUUAGUGCGUGGGAUCCGAAAUAACAAAGAUAAUGAGGCAAAAUAUAUAGCACAAUGUAUGGAAGAAAUCAAGGUGGAAUUAAGACAAGAUAAUAUAGGAGUGAAAGCGAAUGCCGUCGCAAAACUAACAUAUCUCCAAAUGCUUGGAUAUGAUAUAUCUUGGGCUAUUUUUAAUAUUAUAGAAGUUAUGAGUUCAAAUAAGUUUACAUUCAAAAGGAUUGGGUAUUUAGCUGCUAGUCAAUCAUUCCAUGCAGAUUCCGAGUUACUUAUGUUAACUACUAAUAUGAUAAGAAAAGAUCUGAAUGCUCAAAAUCAAUAUGAAGCUGGACUUGCUUUAAGUGGGCUAAGUUGUUUUAUUUCACAUGACUUGGCAAGAGAUUUAGCUAAUGACAUUAUGACACUGAUGAGUUCAACUAAGCCUUACCUAAGAAUGAAAGCAGUGUUGAUGAUGUAUAAGGUAUUUUUAAGGUAUCCAGAAGCACUAAGGCCAGCAUUCCCUAAACUUAAAGAGAAAUUAGAAGACCCCGAUCCUGGUGUACAGUCGGCAGCUGUGAAUGUAGUGUGUGAAUUAGCGAGAAAGAAUCCUAAAAAUUAUUUAUCUUUAGCUCCAGUGUUCUUCAAACUGAUGACAACAUCGACUAAUAAUUGGAUGUUGAUAAAGAUUAUUAAAUUGUUUGGUGCCUUGACCCCAUUAGAGCCUCGACUUGGCAAGAAACUGAUAGAACCUUUAACUAAUUUAAUUCAUAGUACAUCGGCAAUGUCGUUACUGUACGAAUGCAUCAACACGGUGAUAGCAGUGCUGAUAAGCAUCAGCAGUGGAAUGCCAGGACACACUGCAUCAGUUCAAUUGUGUGUGCAGAAAUUAAGAAUACUCAUUGAAGAUAGCGAUCAGAAUUUGAAAUAUUUGGGUCUAUUGGCUAUGUCACGAAUAUUGAAAUCUCAUCCGAAGUCGGUGCAUGCUCACAAGGAUCUGGUAUUGGCCUGCCUAGAUGAUAAGGACGAAUCUAUAAGACUUAGGGCUUUAGGACUUUUAUACGGAAUGGUAUCGAAGAAGAAUCUAAUGGAAAUAGUGAAGAAGCUAAUGGCCCACAUGGAACGUGCGGAGGGGACGUUGUACCGGGACGAACUGUUAACUCGCAUGAUCGAGAUUUGUGCGCAGAAUAAUUACCAGCACGUCGUUGACUUCGAGUGGUACGUUACAGUACUCGCUGAACUCACGGAGAUGGAGACCAGCUCUAAACAUGGUUGCAUGAUAGCAUCCCAGCUGACGGAGGUGGGCGCGCGCGUGGCUGACGUGCGUGCGUUCGCAGCACGCGAAUGCAGUGCUAUGUGCGCCCGCGCAGCGGCCACGCCCCCCGGCCCCGCCUCUAGGGAGGUUCUAUAUGCGGCCGCGUAUGUCCUCUCCGAAUAUAGCACUGAGGAAUCGGUGAUGCGCGAGUCGAUCUCGUCCGUGCUUGGAUGCGCACGCACAGGGGGCGGGACGAUGCGAGCACGUGCCGUGUGCGUACACGCAGCCAUCAAGCUCAUUGCGAAACUGUUGUUGCUGUACGAGCAGAGAGGAGAACGGGAUAGUGCUGUUGAUGUGAUACAAGAAGCUCUGUCCAAUCUGAAGCCCCUGUUAUGUAGCGAGGACAUGGAAGUGCAAGAAAGGGCCCACAAUGCUACGGCGCUAUUAACAUUAGUACUGAAACGGAUUGACCCAACGGCUGACUUACACGAGACCGUCGAUACGUUGGUGGAACAUGACAGUAACGGUAUGACAAACGACGUAGAGCUGAACGGUGAGACCAUGAGCUUCAGUAAUGGUCUUCUAGAAGAGUUUGCGAGUUUGUUCGAAGGUGAAUUGAAGCCAGUCGCGCCAAAAGCGCAGAAGAAAGUGCCGAUGCCUGCCGACCUGGACCUAUCCCAAUGGCUGUCCCACGAGCGCUGGUCCUCGGACAGUUCCAGUUCCGAAGACGAGUGCAGCGCGGUGUUCACCGUGCCACAGCCUGACGCAAGGCCCGUCACGCAUCUAACGCAGGAUGAGCUGGAAAUGCUUCGCGAGGCCCGAAGACAGGAGCAAGCGAACAAUCCGCACUACCUCAAAGAUGACUCUCCGCGCUCGUAUCAACAAGAUGACAUCCCAAUCGCUGAGAUCGCUCUCGAAGUCCCCUUACAGGUGCAAUCUAAACGUUCUGACAAGUACUUAGUUUUGCGAGAGAGUUCCAAGAAGACAAAGAAAGAGAAGAGACCGACGAAGAAACGCAAGAGCAAGCAGAAACAUACCACGGAAUCGGACAGUGAUGAUGGCGAGACAGCCUUGACCCGUCGUCCCGAGGUGGAGGCGGGCGGCGAACUCCCGGAGGGGGCUGCGCUCUCAGACGAGGACACGCAGCCCACGGGAUCCGACCCCCACCGGGCCUUGGACUUGGAUCUUGACGUCCCACUACGCGAUGAAGAGUUACUCGUCACGAGGGUGAAACAAUACCCGGCGCCAGGGGAGAAAAUAACAUUGGAAAAAGCGAAGAAAGAGAAGAGAACAGAGAAAAAGAAGAGAUCAAAACCCAAAACUGAGGAUUUAAUACCGAUAACUGAUGUAAAUAAUGCAAAGGACAAGACUGAUAAACACAAGACCAAGACCAAGAAAGAUAAGGAUUCCAAGAAGAAGAAAUCUAAAAAAGACAAACACGGAACAAAACUCGGUUACGAAGAAGCCUUAGGUAUAUCCACGCCAAGCAAGGAGGUUAUUUAGUAUUAUCUAAUCCAGUGCAAUUUUACAACGCAUUUCUAAAUGUAAAUAAUAUUAUUUAUAUUUAUUGAUAUAUAUCAAUGUCGUCUAAUUCAAACAAAUAUUGCUUUUCAUUUAAUUCCGGUUUGAUAAUACGAAUCUUUACUCGAUAGUAAAAAAUAUAAGGACACGGUGGACAGCGCUCCGUGAGCGUAUUCGGAACUAAACGGAACGGAAUCGUACACAAGUGUAUUUUAGGAUUUAAAAAAAAAACCUCAGCCGAAAUCAAAUCAUGUGUUUCAAUUAGUCAUAUUAAGAAGGCACUUUUGAAAGGUAAUAAUGUUAAAAAAUACGCAAUUGCCCCGCCCAAAAGGUAUUUCAUAUGGAGAAGACUGGUCAAACUCCAAACUUUAAAAUAGUUUUUACAAUAAUUUGUAUACAUUGAUUUGAUUAUGUAAACCAUGUACCAAUGAAGGUCAUGUACAGUUCUCCACCUCUCCUGCCUUGCCACUGUCUCAGUGAUGGUAGAACCUAUAUGGACCGUUACUUAAUAAUCGGUCCAGCUAGUGGAGUUCAAGUAUGACGUAAGCGCUUUGGGGUGGGGGGGGGAGUAUAUUUGAUUUUCUAAUUUGGUGAUUACGUCAUCAGUAAUUAUUUCCCACACAUUGUCUAUGAAUAGUACCUUUAUCUAACAUUAAUUUCGAGAUCUUUCCUUACUUUUGCUGACAAGAGGGAAGGGGGGGGGGGUGUAUGAAUUGCAGUAUAUGUUAUUGCGUAAUACUUGAACGGCCCCCUUGCCGGUAACAAAUAUCUAAAAUUUCUGGACCGGCCAUGUAACAGGCCAAAAAAACUCAGGAUGCCCUGGUAAGUUUCGAAGAGUUGUUGUGUAGUAGUUAAAAAGAAUAGACAUCUGCCAAAUAAAAUACCACAAACUCCGAUAGUUUUGUCAGUUAUGUCAAUUUUGACAGUGACAUUUCAUACAACUUCCUACUUCAAUGUAGUUCCAAAACGUGUUUCCGUGUGUUGCCGCCAUUACGAAACAAUGGUUGACCUAUCAUAUAGUUUGUCAAUUGUGAAUAAAUAUAUCUAUAUAAAUAUUUACAUUAAGAAAUGCAACAAUCCACUAUUUCUAUUUGUAUUUAGAUUUAUGUAUAAUCAUGUACAGAUAAGAAAGAUUUAUUAAAGCAAUUCGUUUAA